Molecule: messenger RNA, 1802 nt
Organism: Trichobilharzia szidati
Lineage: Eukaryota; Metazoa; Platyhelminthes; Trematoda; Strigeidida; Schistosomatidae
Source: the annotation of a GenBank genome assembly
CAAAAGGAAACUUACGAAAAGUCUCCGCAAGGACCGUGAACAGUGGUGGUUGACAAAGGCGAAAGAGAUGGAAAAAGCAUCGGCGAUAGGCAACACUAGGCAACUCUUUAGACUCAUCAGGGAAACGGGUGGGAGAAGGCAAAUCAUAAGUGAGACUAUUUGUGAGAAAAAUGGCUCCUUAAUUAGCUCUCAGGAUAGACGCCUCGAACGCUGGAAAGAACACUUCGAGGAACAAUUUAACUUGCCUACAGCCACACUGAGCCUCCCCGCCAUCCAGCACACACCCGAAUGGGACAUAGACACUGGCCCGCCGUCUGUAAGUGAGGUCACCAAAGCUAUCUGUAAUUUGAAACGAGGCAAAGCGGCAGGACCCGACGGAAUUAUUCCGGAGGUGUUUAAAUAUGGGGGUGACAUACUAGUAUAUAGUUUAACUAAGGUACUAGGUAACGUCUGGGAAUCAGAGACGGUUCCAUCAGACUGGGGUAAGUCACUUAUUAUACCAAUAUUCAAGAAGGGAGACAAGUCCUCAUGUGAUAAUCAUAGAGGAAUCAGCCUGACGAACAUAGUCUCUAAAAUCCUAGGCUCAGUAAUCAUGCACAGACUAAGCCGAACUCGGGAGGAACAAACGAGGGAAAAUCAAGCAGGCUUUAGGCCAGGUAGAGGGUGCAUAGAUCAUAUCUUCACUCUCCGACAGAUCCUAGAACAUAGACACACUUUUAGGCGUCCAACAAUUGCCAUAUUUCUUGACUUGAAGGCGGCCUUCGACUCCGUGGAUCGAGAGGUACUAUGGCAAUGUUUGACUGUGAAGGGAGUGCCAAGAAAGUACAUUGCACUAAUCAAGGCACUCUACUCAAACUCACAUAGCCGUGUAAGGGCUUAUGGGGAAUUGUCAUCUGAAUUGAUAACAACCAGUGGUGUCCGUCAGGGAUGUCCACUUUCCCCUUUUCUGUUUAACUUCAUCAUAGAUAUGCUAAUGGAAGUAUCCUUAACUGAACUUAACGACUUAGGAAUCGACUUGUUACCAGGGAAUAGUCUUAUGGACUUAGAAUAUGCAGAUGACAUUGUCCUGUUAGGGGAGGAUGCUGACAAAAUGCAGAGUCUUCUGAACACCUUGAGCAGCAAUCUUCGUAUGUUUGGCAUGCGAUUCGCCCCUGUAAAAUGUAAGAUGCUGCUACAGGACUGACUGGACUACGUCAACUCCUAGCUUAGUGAUAGGGAGUGAAGUGAUAGAACAUGUUGACCACUUCACCUAUUUGGGAAGUUGUAUCAGCACCAACGGACUGAUUGGUGACGAAAUCUCAGCACGGAUCCAAAAAGCUCGGGCUGCUUUCGCUAACUUACACCGUCUCUGGCGUAGGCGUGACAUCCGACUAUCAACCAAGGGACGUGUGUACUGCUCAGCAGUUCGCUCCGUCCUUCUCUAUGGCUCUGAAACAUGGCCAAUACGAGUUGAAGACAUGAAAAGGUUGACUGUUUUUGAUCAUAGAUGUCUACGAUCUCUUUCUCACGUUAGGUGGCAUAAUAAGGUAAGUAAUGUUGACGUUAGGCGUAGAGUGUUGGGCAAGGAGGGAAAAUCAAUCGAAGAGGCUAUAAAGUUACAUAGAUUGAGAUGGCUAGGUCACGUGCUGCGCAUGCCUAACCAUCGCCUCCCCCGACGGGCAUUACUAGCUGAUAUAGGUGCAGGUUGGAAAAGAGUAAGUGGUGGCCAAACAAAAACAUGCAUCAUCAAUCCAUGAAAUCCUUGACAGUUAAACUGAGUCAGGUAGGGAGAUGCAGACUUCCGGGUUGGGGCCCGCCCUCGG